UAUUUCGGCGCUCAGUUUCUUUUGUCAGUGUGUGGUGCGAAGUUACAUGUUAAUAAUAUGGAUCUAGCGUGCGCCGAAACGUCAAACAGAUGCAUACGAGCUGUCAGAGACCGAGCGAUUUUCGACGACGAGAGGGUGAUAAAUAACUUGUUGAACGAUGAAAUUUUCUACAUUCCGACUUGUGAUUAUUUUACGGAGGUUCAAAACGAUAUUCAGCCGUUCAUGAGGAAGGUUGUCACUACUUGGAUGCUGGAGGUGUGCGAAGAGCAAAUGUGCGAAGAACAGAUUCUUCCCCUGGCCGUGAACUACAUGGAUAGAUUUCUAUGCGUUUGCCGAAUCAGGCGUCAGCAUUUGCAGCUUCUUGGAGCCACAUGUUUGCUGAUAGCUUCCAAAUUACGAAGUACAAAUUUCCUGCCAAUUGAUCUGUUAUGUGCCUAUACUGAUUACAGUGUUACCUAUGAGCUUGUAGCGAAUUGGGAACAAUUAGUACUGUCCAAGCUACAGUACAACCUGUCGGCCGUAACGGGAUUCGAUUACAUCGACCAAGUGAUCGAGAGGUGCUCCUGGAGUGGCGAGAGUCACCUGUUGCGCCGCCAUGCCCAUACUCUGAUCUCCAUUUGCUCAACCGAACCAUCCCUUAUCAGGACAACCCCCUCCGUAAUAGCGGCUGCUUGCCUAAGUUCGGCCAUCCGAGGCCUCAAACUGCCCUGCCAAAUCGUGGCCGUCAAAGACAUCUGUCAAAUGCUCAACGUCAGCGUCGACACCAUCGAGCGUCUGAUCAACAUCGUUGAUAAUGUGGUUGAUAAGGUUGCCAGUCCUGCAGCGCCAGCGCAAAGUCAACCUGAACAAUCUUCGACGAAACAUCAACCUGCUGGAUACGAAAGUCCGGGAUACGGUCAACCAGAGACACCUACCGAGGUGGAGAAUGUGUAUUUUUGAUAUGCCAAUGUCGUAAGUCAAAAAUUGGAUAAUGUCUGAAGAGUACAGCUUUAUUUGAAACCAUAUUGGUUUAAAAGUUACUUAAUGAGGAGAAAAUGGUAUAAUAUGUGUAUGGUUAAAGUUCAAAAUAAUUUGUUGUCUCAUAUUUUGUACGAGGGUUGUCUUUUAUAUUUUGCAUAUACCGGCUGGUGCAUCAUCGUUGGAAACAUAGGAAAUUCCAUGCAAAUUUUCAACUGUUCAGAUAUUGGCUCCCCUAUUGAUUUUACAGCGACGCCGUAA
Messenger RNA from Sitophilus oryzae (rice weevil), 1218 nucleotides. Its product is annotated as G1/S-specific cyclin-D2-like. The record is from RefSeq and is a predicted model, not a curated record. Gene Ontology annotation, biological process: regulation of cyclin-dependent protein serine/threonine kinase activity; mitotic cell cycle phase transition; positive regulation of G1/S transition of mitotic cell cycle. The transcript has 4 exons. Lineage: Eukaryota; Metazoa; Arthropoda; Insecta; Coleoptera; Curculionidae. Gene Ontology annotation, cellular component: nucleus; cyclin-dependent protein kinase holoenzyme complex; cytoplasm. Gene Ontology annotation, molecular function: cyclin-dependent protein serine/threonine kinase regulator activity. Bases 58 to 939 code for a protein of 293 amino acids.